Messenger RNA from Saccoglossus kowalevskii, 1188 nucleotides. Its product is annotated as tumor protein 63-like. Lineage: Eukaryota; Metazoa; Hemichordata; Enteropneusta; Harrimaniidae. Gene Ontology annotation, biological process: apoptotic process; regulation of transcription by RNA polymerase II; protein tetramerization. Gene Ontology annotation, cellular component: nucleus. Gene Ontology annotation, molecular function: RNA polymerase II cis-regulatory region sequence-specific DNA binding; DNA-binding transcription factor activity, RNA polymerase II-specific; protein binding. The record is from RefSeq and is a predicted model, not a curated record.
AUGUCGCAAGAAGAUGCCAAGUGUACACCACCCUCUGGUAGUGGUAGUAGCUUUAUAAACGAUAAGAGUUUUGAUCGCAGUAGUUCACAGGGGUCCGACAGACUUUCACAACCACUCAGUCAAGAAACAUUUAAUCAACUAUGGACUACUUUGGAGGAAAUAAGCGACCAUGGAAAUCUGACACAGAUUAUGAUGCAACCUCUAGAUUCCAGUGGUGUGGCGGAUUUGGACAGUCGUAAGAACUGUAUUGAGAUGGAAGUUGAUCAACAUCAGAUUGAACCCAAGAGCAGUCUUGCUGCAGUCUCGUCUUCGCCUAAUCACUACUUCUCACCUGAUAGUGUUAUGUCGAGUAGCAAACCGAGUGAUAACAGUGCAGAUCCCGGCGAAACUCCUCCAACGUACAUACCACCACUUCAACAGAGUAUAGCAACUCCAACUGUCCCAUCGACCACAGAGUACAUGGGAGACUAUGGUUUUGAAAUAUACAUGGCCAGUUCUCAAACAUUCUCAAAGGCUGCAACAUGGACAUACUCUGACAUAGUGAAAAAGUUGUAUGUGAAAAUGGCGGUAACUUGCCCAAUCAAGUUCAAAACACACACCAGUCCACCUCCAGACAGCAUCAUCCGAGCCAUGCCAGUCUUUAAAAGUCCUGAGUAUGUGAAAGAGGUUGUUAAACAAUGUCCAAAUCAUGCUUCAAUGAAGGUAAGUGGCUUGGAUCACCCAUUUCCGUCUCAUUUUCUGCGAUGUGAGAACAUACAAGCAAGGUAUACAGAGGACCCUACGACUAGUAGGCAGAGUGUGAGUGUGCCGUAUGAAAACCCACAAGUUGGAACUGAGUACAUUACCUAUCUUUAUGCGUUUAUGUGUUUCACUUCUUGCGUGGGAGGACUAAAUCGUCGCCCAAUACAAGUGAUCUUUCAGCUGGAGAAGGACAACGUAGUGUUGGGACGUAGAGUACUUGAUGUCAGAAUAUGUGCCUGCCCUGGUAGAGAUAGAAAGUCAGACGAAAAAAGAUGUCACCCUCCACCAAAACAAAUAAAGAGAGGUGCUAGUAAAACUGCUGGGUUUCAGAUGUCAGUUGGCUCUAAAAGGCGAAAGGGAGACGACGAUGUUUACACAUUGAUUGUCCGAGGUCGGGAAAAUUAUGAAUUCCUUUUGAAGAUGAAAGAAGCACUUGAAUUGAUGAGU